GUUUUGUGUCCCAAAUCCCUAGUUGCAUAUAGAAUGAAAAAAUGUUUCUCAAAGUAAAAUGGAAAAAAAAACCCACAAGUUGUGUGAAAAUCUUUAUAAACUUCGUUGUUAUCGUCGUCUGAAGCCUCGUCGUCAUCGUUUGAAGCUCGCAGUUGUCGUCUAAAGCCUUGUCGUCACCAUGCAAAGCCUACUAUCAUCAUUCGUCAAAGUCACCUAAGCGUGAGAGAUUUUGAGAAUAAAAAACUUGAAGAUGGAGGAAGUGAGAGAAAAAUGACCUAUUUUAGCAUUCUUUUUAUCGAGGAUAAUUUGGAUAUUUUACCAUGCCCUAAAACUCCAUUUUCAAAACACAUCCCAAAUUUCAUUGAACCCAAAAUUUUAUCCUUUUUUUUUUUUUUUUUUUUUUGCAAUUUCCCAAGUUUAUUUUGAAGAUUCUAUGAAACACCGUCUUUCUUAGUAAGCACUUUCGAAGGGUGUGAAAGAUUUUUCCGCUGGAAAAUCCGGUGAGGCCAAAGGGGCAUGGUCAACGCAAUCGGUGGAGAAAACGUAAAUUUAGUAAGGGUUGGGAAAGAGUGAGUUAAGGAAAAUCGGAGAGUGGGAAAUGGUUGCGGAGAUUUGAAGGAAUGAACGGCCGGAUUGAAAGGAGUGCUUGAGGGAAAAUGGGAGAAAGGAGUUCUGCUGUGGAGAUUUGAAGGAAUGAACGGCCGGAUUGAAAGGAGUGCUUGAGGGAAAAUGGGAGAAAGGAGUUCUGCUGUGGAGAUUUGAAGGGAGAUUAGAGUUAAAGUCACUGAAAUUUCCAUGACGUCCGGAGAAUAUUUUCUUCCGAUCUCUUCUUUGGGUUCCUGUUGAUUCGCCGCCUUGAUCAACUUUUCUUCUCCCAUCCUUUUCAUUUUACGGCCUGAAUCGUCAUUAGCCCAAAAUUCCAUGGUUUCAUUAUUCUAGAUGCAUCAUCUCUUUCACAAGGAUUACAAAAAUCAACGACUAGAAUUCACGGUCAAAUUUGUGUCGGAGAUUGGAAUUUGUGGCUGCAUUUUGUCACUAGAAGAGGUUGUAUUUUGACUUUUUUAGGUUGGGAUUUGGGAUAAAUUUUUGGGAGAACGGUGAAGGCUGGAUUGUGUUUUGUGAGAGAUGGAAAAUGAAGUUUGGAGAUGGGGAAUCGGUUUGUUUUAUAUAUUUUUGGUUGCAACCAUAUGGAUAGCUGCUAGUUUUGUGGUUCAAUCUGUUGUUGAUGAAGGUGUUUCACCAUUUCUUGUUACAUACAUCUGCAAUUCAUUGUUUGUGAUUUACAUCCCAAUCAUUGAAAUUGCACGUUUCUUGGAGGAUAAGUAUGGAAACUUGUUGUUUUGGAAAAACAAAAAAUUGGAUGCAUUACAAGAAUUGAGGGAUGAACCCGAGCAGGCCAUACUUCUUGGAGAAACCAAUCUUGUUACAAAUGUUGAUCAUUACAAUACUUCCAUGCAUAUGCAUAUGCAUAUGCAUGUGGAAGAUGCACAACCAGUUUUGAAAGGAGAAAGUAAAUUUUUAGAAACAGGAUACUCAUCUUAUGACAAACAAGUGGAUGAAAAAGGACGUUGGACACGGAUUAGAGUGGCGAAAGUUAGCUUAUUCAUAUGCCCUUUUUGGUUCCUUGCUCAGCUCACUUUUAAUCUAUCACUGAAGUAUACUACUGUUACAUCAAAUACUAUCUUAAGCAGUGGUUCCAGCCUCUUUACAUUUUUGGUUUCUCUGGCAUUUUUGGGCGAGAAGUUUACAUGGGUGAAACUUGCUAGUGUUCUCCUUUGUAUGGGGGGCACAAUAAUUGUCAGCCUGGGGGAUUUGCAAUCUGAAAUGACGUUGAAGACUGCUUCAAAUCCUCUACUUGGUGAUGUUCUUUCCCUCGUCUCAGCAGGCUUAUAUGCUGUAUACAUUACCCUAAUUCGCAAGAAACUGCCUGAGGAUGAUGAGAUGAACGGAAAGGCUAGUAUGGCACAAUUUCUUGGAUUCCUUGGGCUUUUCAACCUUGUUAUUUUUUUUCCAGUUGCCCUUAUAAUCAAAUUCACCAAUGUGGAACCAUUUCGCUUGCGGACUUGGAAGGAAGUUGGUAUGAUUGUUGCUAAAGGAUUGCUGGAUAAUGUGCUGAGUGAUUACUUGUGGGCUAAAGCCGUUCUUCUAACCACAACUACUGUAGCAACAGCUGGUCUCACAAUUCAAGUUCCAUUGGCUGCCAUUGUCGAUUCAGUAACAGGCAAUGCUCCACAUCUCAUGGAUUAUCUUGGGGCUGUGGCUGUCAUGAUCGGUUUUGUUGGUAUCAACAUUCCAUCUGAUGCAUUUAGCUGUUCUAAAGACGUCUCUAUUGAAUUGCCUAGUGAGGAUGUAAUUUCUGGUGAUCGUAAUCACACAACAUCAAUCAGGCAAGAUCCAGCUACAGCUAGCGUUUCAUAGUAUGCAAAAGCUGUUUUGUAUUUGCCAUUUUACACCUGCAGGUUGAGAUUAAAUGUACAAAAUCGCUCCAUGCACGGAUAGAAGAAUGUCGAAUGGUUUAGCUAAAUGAAUGACAUUCUUUUUCCUGAUUCAGAAAUUUGAUAUACCAGCCUCUAUCAUAGAGACUCAAAAGGGUUUUCAACUUUCAGCACAUACACGAUGGAAGGAAGUAUAGCUGCAGUAAGAGUUUGUCGUCUCGGAAAGGAAUCAGCUAAUUGUAUUAUGGGUAGACAGUUUGUUAAUAUAGUUUUUCUUGUCACCCAUGUGCUUUGAUUUUGGCACUUGUCUUUGUAUGUCCAGUCGUUUGGUUGAUUUAUCUUCUCUAGGUUGCAGUGUGAUUCCAGAUGGACAAAGUAGUUUUUGAGCAAUGCUCGUUGACUUGUUCACGGUCGAAGAUGGAAGACACGAUUUGAGCUCGGAAUGUUGUGUUUGGUAGAUUUUGUUAUUAGCAUCUUUUUAUAGAAGACCUGAUUUGAGCUCAUAAUCUUUUUAUAGUAUAGAAUUGUUUAUAAAUCGAAGUUUAUUGUUACAA
Molecule: messenger RNA, 2989 nt
Organism: Cucumis melo (muskmelon)
Lineage: Eukaryota; Viridiplantae; Streptophyta; Magnoliopsida; Cucurbitales; Cucurbitaceae
Exons: 4
Coding region: 1126-2418 (430 amino acids)
Biological process (GO): transmembrane transport; regulation of peptide transport
Cellular component (GO): membrane
Molecular function (GO): transmembrane transporter activity
Source: RefSeq, a predicted model, not a curated record